AGUGAAGAAGUCACGUACUACACGAGGUGGUACGAGAGCAGUAUAGGCGUACCCGGUAGCCUAUACGGUUUUUAUACGUUGGUCUUUUUAAAAUCUCCAACUUUCCCCAUUUGGAUAAAGAAUGCUCAACAGAACAAGACAUCAUUUGUAAAACCAGAGCGUAAAAUUUCGAGCGGUUUUACUUUGGAGAAUUUUUGUUCAGACCUUCAUAGCGACAUUGCUAAACAACACGCUAACAAAUACAGUUUUAUACAAACUUUCGAAUUAUUUUUUCACCUGUUGGCUAAACUAUAGCUAACUACCUCGAUAAAACAUCAGCGAAGCGGAAAAUGAACCACGGCUACACCAAAGCUGAAAUGGGCCCAGAAGUAACAGCAGCAGCGGGCUUUGUGUCCAGUUUGUUAAGAACAAGAGGCUUCCUCACUGAACAACAGCUGCAGAUUUUCAGCGACUGCCUCCAUCAAGCACUUUCAGAACACUACAAGGACCAUUGGUUCCCGGAAAAGCCACAGAAAGGCUCUGGCUACAGGUGUAUUCGCAUCAACCACGAAAUGGACCCCAUCAUAAGCAAAGUCGCCAGGCGAAUUGGUCUGAACAGCCAUCACCUGUACGAGCUUUUGCCGAGGGAGCUGACUAUGUGGGUGGAUCCAUACGAGGUGUCUUAUCGCAUCGGCGAAGAUGGUUCCAUAUGUGUCCUAUACGAGGCCGAAGUCCCCGCGCCCAGCAGUGUUUCCUCCGCGUGUAACAACUCCGCACUGCACUGCAAGAACCACUUUUUGAUGGGCCGCACCAGCCCGCCUAAAAACUACCUGAUGACAGUUUCGAGCUAAGUGUGUCCCGGGGAAUGGGACACCAGACAGGCAAUGCGAGCUUCAGCGAGGGGGAACCUUGGGGCCAGUGAUCAUCUCCGUUGUAUUUUUUUGUUGUUUUCCCCCCUUCUUACUGGGUAGCUAUUUGUCUCCCCCCCCCCCCCCCCCCCCCAUACUAUUUAUUACUUGCUUAAUAUGGCAGCUUUUGCUGUUUUCCCCUUUUUAAAAAUUACCUGAUAAGGACAAUUCCAGAAGCACUAUGUGUUCCCUUGUUAUGCAGGUAGUUUAGUGCCUUUGGGCUAUUGUCUUUGCACUGCCUAUCUUCACAGUGUGUGUGUGCCCCUAUUGGGCCACAAAGUGAAGCUUAGUCUGUAACACACUGGUAUUUCUCACACAGUUUACUUCAUUUGGAGGGGUUUGUAUUUCAGAUAAGGUGCAAUAAUUGUGAUUCAGAAAUACAGCAUCGGUACAGUGAUUGUCAAUGUCUCCCUCUAUACUGGAAACAAUGUGGCCUUUUUGACACUGACAAUUGAAUGGGUUGUAUCAU
Anguilla anguilla (European eel) is the source of this 1356-nucleotide messenger RNA. RefSeq names its product protein BTG2-like. The record is from RefSeq and is a predicted model, not a curated record. Gene Ontology annotation, cellular component: cytoplasm; nucleus. Gene Ontology annotation, biological process: negative regulation of cell population proliferation; negative regulation of mitotic cell cycle. The coding region runs from base 330 to 830 and encodes 166 amino acids. Lineage: Eukaryota; Metazoa; Chordata; Actinopteri; Anguilliformes; Anguillidae. The transcript has 2 exons.